Ceratotherium simum simum (southern white rhinoceros) is the source of this 3169-nucleotide messenger RNA. RefSeq names its product four and a half LIM domains 5 (gene FHL5). Gene Ontology annotation, molecular function: transcription coactivator activity. Gene Ontology annotation, biological process: positive regulation of transcription by RNA polymerase II. Gene Ontology annotation, cellular component: Z disc; nucleus. The record is from RefSeq and is a predicted model, not a curated record. Lineage: Eukaryota; Metazoa; Chordata; Mammalia; Perissodactyla; Rhinocerotidae.
AGCUAUGUGCAUGUCAUAAGACUUGGAGGAAAUACACUCACCCUCCUGUUUUCUUCCACAAAGUUGAAAAAGCUGCAAUUGAGAGGGACACUCAGUUCUGGUGGCCCAUUCUGUUCCUUCUGGAGUUGACAGACAAAUGUGUUGGAGGAAAAAAAUCAUCAUAUAGCCUCCUUUCACACUGUUUAAAUCACAGGAAGAAGCAGCUAUAAGAAAAAGGUUGAACCAAAAUGACAGCUGCUCAAUUCAAUUGCCAAUACUGCACAGCAUCACUUCUUGGGAAGAAGUAUGUACUAAAGGAUGACAAUGCAUACUGUGUUUCAUGUUAUGAUCGUAUCUUUUCUAACUAUUGUGAGGAGUGCAAAGAACCAAUUGAAUCGGAUUCCAAGGAUCUCUGUUACAAAGGCCUGCACUGGCAUGAAGGAUGCUUCAACUGCGCCAAAUGCAAUCAUUCCUUGGUGGAAAAGCCUUUUGCUGCCAAGGAUGAGCGUCUGCUGUGCUCAGAGUGCUAUUCUAAUGAGUGCUCCUCCAAGUGCUUCCACUGCAAGAAGACCAUCAUGCCUGGUUCUCGCAAAAUGGAAUUUAAGGGGAACUACUGGCAUGAAACCUGCUUUGUGUGUGAGAUUUGCCGCCAGCCAAUAGGAACAAAACCUUUGAUUUCCAAAGAAAGUGGCAAUUACUGUGUGCCGUGUUUUGAGAAGGAGUUUGCUCACUACUGCAGCUUUUGUAAGAAGGUGAUAACUUCAGGUGGGAUAACAUUUCGGGACCAGCCAUGGCAUAAAGAGUGUUUUCUGUGUAGUGGCUGUAGGAAAGAGCUCUGUGAAGAAGAGUUUAUGUCCAGAGAUGAUUAUCCAUUCUGCCUGGACUGCUACAACCACCUUUACGCCAAAAAGUGUGCCGCCUGCCUCAAACCCAUUACUGGUCUCAGAGGUGCCAAGUUCAUCUGCUUUCAAGAUCGCCAGUGGCACAGCGAAUGCUUUAACUGCGAGAAGUGCUCAGUCUCCUUGGUGGGGGAAGGCUUCCUGACCCAAAACAAGGAAAUCUUCUGCCGCACAUGUGGCUCCGGGGUGGACACUGACAUCUAGAAGGAGACAGUCCUUCCCCGUCUGAAAUCCACCUUGUUUUUGUUCUCACUAAAUCCAGAACUCGGUUGAAGUAGUAUUUCUGACUUAAGUUUUAGAAAAUUUUAAUGUAGAGUUUAUAGCGGAAGAGUUUUUGCACACAUUCUGAUUGAACUGUAUUAUAAGAGCUCAAAAAAAGCACAGACUAACAGAAAUGAAUACCUACAAAAAAGUCACCGCUCCUUGCAAAAUACUGCACUCUGCUGUUAGAAACUUAGGAAAAUAUCUCUUUAUUGUAAUCAAGUGUAUGACUUAUACCUAGAAGACAUGGAUGUUAUUACUGAAGACUGUUGGUUUUCAAAACCUCAAACUAAAAAGGAAAUUAAGAGAUCAAAUUGAAAGGCAUACGUGAGACUUAAGUUUGCGUUUCUAGCUAGCUAGUGACACAUAGUGUGAUAGAUUGACUAUGAAUGGUGAACGAAACUGAUUAGCAAGCAUCACAUUUAAGAAUUCUGUCAUUGUAUCCUUCUUUUAUUAUUUGCACAUACUGACUUUAGAGCUGAAAAACAAAGCUGCAAUUUGCCCUCAUCCACACUGCUUUCACAGCCGGCUGGUUCCAGUGUUUAAUCAAUGGAGUUUGAGGAUGGUAGGUGCUAUGGCUCUCAUUCUCUGCAUAGGUGUAAAGGGGUCCUUUCUACCUAGGGAUAGUCAAAGCAUAAUUUUCAACACAUUUUUUAUUAAAUGUAUUUUCAAAGCCCACAUUACUAAUACUAUUUUCUAAAUACUUACAGAUUCCAUGAAAGAAAAUUCUCUUCUUUCAAAUGAGCUAACCAAGAUAACCAUUGUCCCCAAAGGCAAACCUUUAAAGUAAAUAGAUCAUUAAAUCAUACUUGUGGAAAUGAGUUUUAGGGAAGGUAUUGAGUGUUGAACAUGACUUUCAUCCAGAUAUCUAAAGGCAUAAUAGAAUGCACAAUUAGCUCUAAGCCUCAUGCAUUUUGCCUUCUAAAAUUACAUAGAUGAUUAAUGGGAAGACAUAAAAGUGGGCUUUAAAGAAAUCUAGUGAUAAUAAGAACUGAAAAAGAAUAACUCACUACUCAUAAUUCCUGCAAAGCAGUACAACAGAGCAAUGUGGGCUGUAGAUGACCCCUCCCCAUUGUUCCUCCACACCUGUGCCACCCAUCUCACCCCAUGCCAGCCAUGCCCCAGAGCUUCAAUCUCCUGCAUGACCUGGAAGUGCACUCCCACCCCUAAGCAGCCAUUUGACAAAUAAGUCAGAGUUUAUUGGUCACAAGAGAAGUAACAGCCUUAAUGAAAAUUCUAUCACCAUAUGUUCAUCUUUCUACCAGACAUCAACUGAUAAUGACACUACCUACCUGCCCCUGGACAAUAUUUUCCACAUUACGUGGGACCAAUGGAAAGCAACCUCAGCUCUCCAGGGUGUUAUCAUCCUUGUUUAGUGUCACUUGGAUGGGGUAGAGGAAUGUCAGGAGAAGAAACCCACAUGGACUUAAUAUUUUUAUAAGUGUCUCCUCUCCGAUUACUGCAUAGCAUUAAAGGUUCUGAUUGAAAUCUAAUUAUAUGCUGUGGCUGAUUACAAUGAUUAAAAUAGCAUCACAGGAGAUUCAAUUAAAAUUGUUAUGGAAACACAAUUUUUGAAAUAGUUUAAAAUGCAAGGACAUUUGGAGAUACUAACAAUUUAGAGGUACUAAUAAAAGGUCAGGCAACAUAGACUAUUUGAAAGAUAUAAUUGUCGUUUUUGUAGUAACAAUGCCAAGAUAUUUUCUCAUAUUCACAUUGUAAAAUGUAGGCAAAACUAUCAAUAUUUUUCCUGCAUUGUUUGAAAUUGCACAUGUGGAGCUAAAUAUGCCAAUGGUUCUAUGAUCUAGAGAAUAAUAGUGCGUUACAUAUUUAGAAAACCAAGGCAUUCUAAGUCGGGAUAGAUAUACAACAUGUAACAUUGUCUCAGUUAACCAAUUAUAGCUAAGCAUACAAAAUGUAAUGUUUUCUUGUUAAACAAUUAAUAAUGUUUAGGCAUUUUGCUGCAUUUGGGGGGUACAUAUGCAUGUGAUCAGGCUUGCAUUCUACCUGUAAAAUUAAAAUUCACAUAAUCA